This is a messenger RNA of Cladophialophora psammophila CBS 110553, 1041 nucleotides long. RefSeq lists its product as uncharacterized. The coding region runs from base 1 to 1041 and encodes 346 amino acids. The transcript has 3 exons. The record is from RefSeq and is a predicted model, not a curated record. Gene Ontology annotation, cellular component: mitochondrial large ribosomal subunit; ribosome. Gene Ontology annotation, molecular function: structural constituent of ribosome. Gene Ontology annotation, biological process: mitochondrial translation. NCBI's taxonomy places the organism in Eukaryota, Fungi, Ascomycota, Eurotiomycetes, Chaetothyriales, Herpotrichiellaceae.
AUGCCUCGUGCUACUGCAGCUCGUGCGAAGGUGCAUGUCAAGCGGACUCCUCCAAUCCUAUUGACGCAUCGGGUACAUCCUCAAGACGGCAACGGACCACGACUCUGGAACGCAAAACGGCGCAUCAAGACCAGCAAAGGUCUCCCUUUUUUCCGAGCACAUGCUCUGGUCAGUAAAGACAAACUUCAAGAGUGGAAGAGGACUGCAUGGAAUCGACUCAAUGCAGAAGAGCAAGAAGCAUUCAACCCUGUUUUUCGCAAAGACGGGUUAAAUCUGGAAUGGUGGAAGUUGGACAGGAAGAAUCUGGAGAGGUUCAUGGAUACGCACCCCAGCCUGCGUGAAGUUUCGAGCGAUGUCAAGUCUUUCAUCGCUGCCGGUUCAAUAAACUUCGAGAAGUCGACAAUCCUUCGGAUAUUGAUGGACCCAGCCCGGCAUUUCGCAGCUCCUCAUAAUGUCCCGCUCAGCAUGCGCCGGCAGGUCUACUUCCCCGACCCCAAGGACGCCGUAGUCUUGAUGCGUACGCCGCAUCUGGGUCCUCGCUACGCAGCCUUCGAUGUACCACUUCACUUCAACAAGAUCGACCUCCGAGCCUACCUAAAAGACGUCUAUGGCGUCGAUGUCCUCCACAUCCGCAGCGUGGUUGUACAACAAAAGGUAGAAAGAAAAGACGGCAGAGAUAGAUACUCUCAAGGUCAAUUGUUCCGCCCGCCCAGCAAAAAGAAGAUGACAUGUCUCCUGGCCAAACCUUUUGUCUAUCCCGCAGAACCAGAGGACCUAGAACCGUGGGAGCACGAACGAUACUGGGAAUCCAUGAAAGCCAUCGUAGCGAAGAACCGGGAAGAGUCGGAAUGGGGUAUGAUGAACCCUGACUUGAACCACAGAAAAGCAAUCGCGCUACAGGCGCAGCAAUUGCUCAAGGGAAAGAUGAAGUGGGCGCCGACGUGGCAGAACUUUGCGGACGAUUGGCGAGCCAUGCGAGGAUUGUCGGGGACCUCCAAUGCCAACUCGCAACCAUCACAACCGACGAAUACAUCUACGUAA